Molecule: messenger RNA, 1599 nt
Organism: Plasmopara halstedii
Lineage: Eukaryota; Oomycota; Peronosporomycetes; Peronosporales; Peronosporaceae
Product: phosphoenolpyruvate carboxykinase
Exons: 1
Coding region: 1-1599 (532 amino acids)
Biological process (GO): gluconeogenesis
Cellular component (GO): cytosol
Molecular function (GO): phosphoenolpyruvate carboxykinase (ATP) activity; ATP binding
Source: RefSeq, a predicted model, not a curated record
AUGGGACACGAGACCACAACUGCCGCUUUGGGUCUGAAUGAGCACGGAAUUCAAAACGACUGCAAAGUGUUUCACAAUCUAACGUACGAACAGCUUGCAGACCACGAAAAGAAAUACAACGAAGGCACAUUUGUGGCAAAUGGCACUUUUGCUGUCGACACCGGAAAGUUUACUGGUCGUUCGCCCAAGGAUAAAUUUAUUGUCAAGCAGAAACCAUCCCAAGACAACGUCUGGUGGGGCUCAAUUAAUCAGCCUACGACACCUGAGGUGUUUGAUGCACUGUAUGCUAAGGCCUCGAAGCACUUUAGCACUGUGGAUCGCAUAUACGUAUUUGAUGGUUAUUGUGGUGUGAACGAGAAGUCCCGCUUGAAUGUGCGCAUCAUUACUGAGCUAGCGUGGCAACACCACUUUGUCACCAAUAUGUUUAUUCGCCCUAAGUUUCAGAGCGUUGUGAAAGACUUUCACGCCGACUUCACGGUCAUAAAUGCGUGCAGCAUUGUCGAUGAAGACUGGAAAGCACACGGACUUCACUCGGAAGUGUUUGUGAUUUUUAAUAUCGAAAAGCACUUGGCAAUAAUCGGCGGUACGUUUUACGGGGGUGAAAUGAAGAAGGGAAUCUUUAGUAUGAUGAAUUAUUAUCUGCCGCUAAAUGGUGUGAUGGCCAUGCACGCUUCAGCGAAUAUCGGCAAAGCAGGCGACACAGCCAUCUUCUUUGGACUCUCUGGAACGGGCAAGACGACGCUAUCUGCCGAUCCAAAGCGCGAGCUUAUUGGUGACGACGAACAUGGCUGGGACGACGAGGGUGUAUUUAAUUUUGAGGGCGGUUGUUACGCCAAGACGAUCGAUUUGAGCAAAGAGAACGAGCCAGAUAUUUUCGAUGCAAUCCGCUCAAACGCUAUGUUAGAGAAUGUAUGGAUUGACGCCAAUAAUGAACCUGACUACUUCAACUCAAGCAAAACAGAAAACGGUCGUGUAUCGUAUCCGAUAUACCACAUUCCACACCACCAGAUGAAUUCUCGUGGUAAUCACCCAAACGCCGUAAUCUUCUUAACGUGCGAUGCAUAUGGAGUGCUUCCUCCUGUAUCGAAGCUUUCGGCGGGUCAGGCGCAAUACCAUUUCCUUUCGGGUUACACGGCCAAGGUGGCGGGUACAGAGCGUGGCGUCACUGAGCCACAGGCGACGUUCUCGACCUGUUUUGGAGCUGCGUUUAUGACGCUGCAUCCGACCAAGUAUGCAGAUCUAUUAAAGACAAAGCUACAGGAACACAACACGAACGUGUACUUAAUCAACACCGGCUGGACUGGUGGCGUUUACGGUGUGGGCAAGCGCAUGAAGCUGCUGUACACGCGCAAGUGUGUGGAUUCAGUGCUUGACGGCAGUAUCAAUAAGUCAACGUUUGUGAAGGAUCCUUUGUUUGGUUUUGAAAUUCCGACGAUGGUGGAAGGCGUGCCAUCCGAAAUUUUAAGCCCAAAAGUUUCGUGGACGGACAAGGCCGCUUUCAACGAAACAGCUCACAAUCUCGCCAAGUUGUUUAAGGAGAAUUUCAAACAGUUUAUUUUGCCAGACAACGACCUGUCAGUGUACGGCCCGACCGUGUAG